CCGCCACAUAAUUUCACAGGUGCCAAAUUUUCUAUAUCGCUAGGAAGCUUUCUUUUUUUAAAAGUAUCGGCUGCAACCAACAUUUCGCAACUCCUGUGCACACAUCCUAGCUGGCUGAUGUGGCAGCGCCCCGCCCAGAGAACAGGGCUGCUGGCUGCCGUCCCGUUAGAAGCUAAUGGUGCUCGGUAAUGCUGCAGCCCAAGGCAGGUGGCAGGGAUCCCAGGCCGAGGACGGCGUUUGGGCCGGGGUCCGGGUCCGCGCACGCCGGAGAACGCGGCCGCGUUAGAAUGCCGCGGGCGGUGCUGUCUCGGCCGCCAUAUUUGGGCUUAUGGGAGGUCGCAGCGGACAAAAUCCUUCGCGUUUUUCCGCUUUCCAUUCUUCCCUUAGAACCUUAGAGGCGUAAAACUGGGUCCAAGGCAGAGAGCGGCGUAGGUUAUAGAGAGGGAACUAAAAAGGACCUCCUUGGGAGGGUGACGAGUGUGGACCUACCACGACAGAGUGACUAGGCGGGGGCCCCGAAGACACUGAAAGACGCGCUGCUUCACGUGGAAGAAAAGGUUGGGCGAGACCAUCCUCGGAAGGGGGCUGAGGCGAUACCACUUUAAGAGUGAGGGGGCGGAAGGACUGAGGCUUGGAGGUGCCACUUAGCGGAGGCUCCGGCGAGUGUGGGAACCCGGAGGGCCCGGACGUUGGCCCACAGCCCCGCUUUCUCCGGUCAUGAGCCGUGUGGUGCGGACCGAGCCGCUGCGCGGGGAGCCCCCCGUGCGGCUGCCUGGCGACCCCUUCUCCGUGGUGGUUCUACUUCGGGGCUACGCGGAGCCCGAGGGGGCGGGCGGCGCCGUGCGCGCCGACGGCUCUGUGACCCUCAUCCUGCCCCGCGCCUCCCGCCACCGAGAGCCUCCGUCCGAGGGCGGCGAGGCGAAGACCGCCCUGGAGGAGGCAGCCCGGGGUCCCAUCCUCGUGGACACCGGGGGCCCCUGGGCUCGGGAGAGGCUCCUGGAGGCCCUGGCGGGGCAGGGCGUGGCCCCCGUAGACGUGACUCUGGUGGUGGGAACCCACGGACACUCGGAUCACAUCGGGAACCUGGGGCUGUUCCCAAGGGCCGCUCUGUUAGUCUCGCACGACUUCUGCCUCCCCGGGGGCUGCUUCCUUCCCCACGAGCUCGGGGAGGAGCGGCCCCUGCGGCUGGGGCCGGGGCUCGAGGUGUGGGCCACGCCGGGCCACGGGGGCCAGCGGGACGUGAGCGUGGUGGUGGCGGGCACGGCCCUGGGCACCGUGGCCGUGGUGGGCGACGUGUUCGAACGCGAUGGGGACGAGGGCUUCUGGCAGGCCCUGAGCGAAGACCCGGUGGCUCAGGAGCGGAGCCGGAAGAGGGUCCUGGGCACAGCCGACGUGGUCGUGCCUGGCCACGGAGCCCCCUUCCUGGUGGUCAGGGAGGCCUGGAAUCCAGAGGCAGAGGGCCCCGAGGCCAGAGACGAGGAGCCCCAGGAGACGCCGGACGCCCCAGGAGACGAGGAGCCCCAGGAGACGCCGGACGCCCCAGGAGACGAGGAGCCCCAGGAGACGCCGGACGCCUGUGAGGGCAGCCCUCCCGCCCCAGCCCCCGGCCUGGGAACUGAAGUCUAGGUUGGGAGAGGACCAGCCAGCCAGAGCCGGAGGGGCCAGGUGGUCACUCCCAGCGAGGACAGAGCGCUUCUGCCACCGCUGUCACCAAUAUCACCAUUUUAGCAGCCAAACUCGGACCAAGGACGGACCAGCUGUGUGCCACCUCUGAGGGUUUCAUUAACAAAAUGGGAGACGAUUGGGAGAGUUGUCCCAAAUAAAAAUUGGAAACUACGUUGAAAAUCAUAGUGCCUUAAUGUAAAUAAAAAUUGGAAACUACAUUGAAAA
Messenger RNA from Myotis myotis, 1890 nucleotides. RefSeq names its product metallo-beta-lactamase domain containing 1 (gene MBLAC1). The transcript has a single exon. The record is from RefSeq and is a predicted model, not a curated record. Bases 718 to 1626 code for a protein of 302 amino acids. NCBI's taxonomy places the organism in Eukaryota, Metazoa, Chordata, Mammalia, Chiroptera, Vespertilionidae.